GAGCGGGAUGGCGGCGGCCGCCGGAGCUGGGGGAGCAGGUUGGGGGGGUUAAAGCCGGGGGAGCAGGUUGGGGGGGUUAAAGCCGCCCCCUCCGCCCGGAGCUGCGCCCCUCACCGCUGACCCCCCCCCCCCCCCGCACGCUAUGGAGGCGAGCGGCGUGGCGUGGCUGCUGGUCCCCGUGCACCAGCUGGUGUCGUGGGGUGCCGCGGGGGCCAUGGUGUUCGGCGGCGUGGUGCCCUACGUCCCCCAGUACAGAGACAUCCGGCGGACCCAGAACGCGGAGGGCUUCUCCACCUACGUCUGCCUGGUGUUACUGGUGGCCAACAUCUUGCGGAUUCUCUUCUGGUUUGGAAGGCGUUUUGAAUCCCCUCUUUUGUGGCAAAGCAUUAUCAUGAUCAUUACUAUGUUACUGAUGCUGAAACUGUGCACUGAAGUACGUGUGUCCAACGAGCUAAACAUAAAACGCCGCUCUUUUGCAGCUGCAGAUAGUAAGGAUGAAGAAAUCAAAGCACCUCCCAAGAGAUCCUAUCUGGAUUUUGACUUGAACUAUUUUUGGCAUUGGAGCAAGUUUACAGACUACGUGCAGUGUGUCCUGACCUUCACUGGUGUGACCGGUUACAUCACUUACCUCUGGCUUGACUCGUCUCUCUUUGUGGAAACGCUGGGCUUCCUCGCAGUGUUCACCGAGGCUAUGUUAGGUGUUCCCCAGCUCUACCGUAACUACCAGAAUAGGUCCACAGAAGGAAUGAGUGUCAAGAUGGUGCUGAUGUGGACCAGCGGGGACACUUUCAAGACUGUUUACUUCAUCUUGAAUCAGGCCCCUUUCCAGUUCUCCGUCUGCGGGCUCCUGCAGGUUUUUGUGGACAUGGCUAUCCUGUUGCAGGUUUACUUGUACAGCAACUACCCGCAGAAGCCGGUGUCCCACGCCGCGCACCCAGCCAGCACCAAGGCCCUGUGAGGCACCCAGCUGCACAGGUUGCAGGUCAACAGCGCCGCGGCGCCAGGCAGGGCAGCUCCUCUGCUGCUCGGAAAUACUCCCGUGUUGUCGAGUUGAAAGCAGAAAGGAGGCCGAGGAUUGAAAACCUGGCUGCACUUCCAGCUCGGGAGGUUUUAUUUUAGAUAACUUGCGCUCUCUGUUUUCAGACUUAACUGUACAGAGCUGUUUCUUGGUGGGGGUGGGGAGGGGCACUUUAUUCUUGCAUAUGUACCUACGAGCCUUAUCAAUUCACAGAUGUUUGUAUAUUUAAUCACAAGGGCUGGACGGUUUUGUGUUUUUAACGCUAUUUAAAAAUGUUACACCACAGAAAUGGUAGGGUAUUUUGUCUGAUACUUUUACCUAUUUAUACAGUAUAAAGUCUGUACAUUGGCAGGAGGUUUGUGGCAUAUGCUAGCGCUCAGUAUCUCCAGGAUGCAGGAAGAAGGCUUGAAGAGCAAACACAGGAGCUUCCUCUUUGCUUUAAGAAGGGAGCCUGGUGAGCAGAGGUGAGGGCGGGAGGCGCUGCGGGGCGGGCAGAGCCGGGCUGCAGGACGUCUCGCACAAACCAGCGGGCGUGCGUGGCCAGUAAUGCCGGGCAAGUGAUUCUAGAUGGCGACUGAGCCACGAAGGUAGAAGCGACUCCGCUUCUGCUGCCUCAGAAGGGGAACUGAAAAAGCUUGAGACAGAGGAAAAGCUGUAUCCUGUGGAGCAGGGCUAGCAUCUGCCAGCUUCGUUUGCUGAGGCGGAGAUUCACGUUCAUGUCUAAUGCCAAACAAGAACCAGUUUAUGUUUUGGGGUGUUUCUUGCACUGACCCAAGGAAGGGAGUCCACAUUUUCCUUUUUCUGUUGCUUAAGCUCUUUGAGGCUCUUAGAAGAAUCAGCAGCCUGUACUUAGACAGAGGGACUGAGAAAGCUGAAAGAGCGGAGAGGUUUAUUUAUAAAUGUAGAUGUUGUCUGUAAUGGCUGUUCGCCAGCGUAGGUCGCCGUGCCCUUUCUGAGAACUGCACGUGUGGAGCAGCUGCAGGUGGUGCGGACCCACGGCACGCUGUGACCGACCCCCCCUGGACCCACGGCACGCUGUGACCGACCCCCCCGGACCCACGGCACGCUGUGACCGACCCCCCCCGGACCCACGGCACGCUGUGACCGACCCCCCCCGGACCCACGGCACGCUGUGACCGACCCCCCCCGGACCCACGGCACGCUGUGACUGACCCCCCCCGGACCCACGGCACGCUGUGACCGACCCCCCCUGGACCCACGGCACGCUGUGACCGACCCCCCCGGACCCACGGCACGCUGUGACCGAGCCCCUGGGCUUCUCUCAGCCCAGUCGGUGCGGGGCAGCCGCAGCGCGAUGCUCAGUCCCACAGGCUCACUGCUCCGUGGGGUCCCUCCCUGCCGCCGGGUGAGUCUCCUCUGACCCCAGGCAAGGUGUUUGGGGGGGGGGGGGGGGGGCAGAAGGAGGGCGUCCCCGGGGUGGCCCGGCAGAUCCAGUCAGAUCUGCGUGCCUAAAGCAGAGCCGAGGGCAGAGCUGCCGCUCGCCGGGGCUGGGCCCGGAACGCUCUGCCCGGGCACCCGCCCCGCGCUCCUUGUUCGACACCGGACUCUUCUAGGCCUGAAGUGACCUUACAGAGAUGAUGUACCCGGCAUGGCAGACUAUGAAUGUUGUGGUCCUCUCUUCUCCAGUUUUCUGAUUGUUUUACAGGAAUACCUGGGCUUUCCUCUUUUUUAAUUGAAAACUUACUUAACAACUGGCUUCCCCGCUAUGCUGCUUUAAUGAGGAUUGUAUUUCUACUGUAUGCAAACAAACACCUUCUUGUGCGUUUUAAUGGUCUGAUGGGUCUUUUUAAUAACUUGUAAUGCUAAGAUUUUUGUAUAUGGUGGUCUUUUUCUAAAACUCUACGAAACGGGGAUAUAAGAAAUAAAUGGCUCUUAAGAAAUAUA
Molecule: messenger RNA, 2923 nt
Organism: Tyto alba (common barn owl)
Lineage: Eukaryota; Metazoa; Chordata; Aves; Strigiformes; Tytonidae
Gene: SLC66A2
Product: solute carrier family 66 member 2
Exons: 5
Coding region: 143-958 (271 amino acids)
Biological process (GO): phospholipid translocation; retrograde transport, endosome to Golgi
Cellular component (GO): trans-Golgi network; endosome
Source: RefSeq, a predicted model, not a curated record